Messenger RNA from Symsagittifera roscoffensis, 3028 nucleotides. RefSeq names its product myosin heavy chain, cardiac muscle isoform-like. Bases 225 to 2933 code for a protein of 902 amino acids. The record is from RefSeq and is a predicted model, not a curated record. NCBI's taxonomy places the organism in Eukaryota, Metazoa, Xenacoelomorpha, Acoela, Convolutidae. The transcript has 18 exons.
GAACACAGGUUUUGUUCUCUUGUUUUUCUGAUCUUUUUUUAUUUGAUCAUAGCUGUCUUAUGACAUAGAAGCAUCAUUUUGAGACUAGGAUUUGUCAUUUUAAGAAAUACAGUUAAGUUUUUUCUUGAACUCAAUAUUUUGCUGAAUUUAAUUGAAUUUACAAGGCUAAUGGUAGUCUGAAAAAUAUUAAUUCUGCUCUGAAUUGUGUGAUCAUCAAACCAGAGAUGACAACUACUGGAAGCGUGCCGAAAGAUGGUCGAUCGUUAAAGCUUCCUCGAACUAUGGCAACAUCCAAGGGAUCUCUAGUUCUGAUGCCACAAGGGGAAGACAACUGGCUGUUUGGCAAGGACUCAGAUUACUUCAGAACUAGCCAGUGGAAAAGAAGAGGGAGCCCAAAAUGGGAGAAGGAGAUGGAUAGUAGGAGAGAAGAAGCACUGAAGGCUCUCACUGCCACCAUUGUGGACUAUGGACCGGACGCAAGGAAGUUGAUGGACUUCCUGCAGACUUUUACCAAGUCACACGAGAAAGGAUUGAACCAACCAGGCGCCAAACCAGACGAGUAUCUCAAGAAUCUCCAGAAACAACUCAACCUAGAUAUACCCAAAAGCGACAGCUUACAACUCAGUGUCAAAAACAUGACCCUGGAUGCUGAAAUGGACCAAACCAAUUUUGACCCCAGGACACAGAACUCAGGAAUGAACCCGUUUGAACACAAUGCCACAACAAGUGGUAAUUUGAAGCAUCAGAAGGAAGAAGAGACGACUGAUUUCUCGUCAGCCGACACUGUGUUGAAAAAUUUCACCCUGUUCAUUCCCGAACAUCUGCUGCAGGGUACGAAGUUCAUGAGGAGACUGAAUUUGGGCGAGAAAGAAGUGGUGAGGUAUUCUGUGAAGUCAGGCAAGAAGAUUGACAAGCUUCUAUUUGAAGAUCUCAGGUCGACCAAGAGCUCAAAGCAACGAGGGGUGCGAUUUGACGAAGAAAGAUACAAUGCCUCAGUGCCAAUGCCGGAUACUUCCAUGCUGUCGUCGCUCGGGUCUCGUGCUUCGUCCAAAUACGACUCACGAAUGGGAUCUACGAAAGGAGUCCGAUUUACCGAAGAGGAAAACGAAGGGCAGCCACCAGAAGAAAAGGAAGAAAAAGACAUCGACGAAGUGUCCGAAAAGACAAAAGACCAGCUGGAGUCACAGCCUGAAGGAGCGAAGUCGCGACUUAAUCAAAAAUCGAGGAAUCGCGAACCAGUUUACAACAGUUUUGGAUACCUAAAACGAACUCGUCGAGAACCUUCCAUGUUGAUUCGUCAGCGAAGAGACCUCCUCGAACAAAAUGACGCAAUAGCCGAAGAGUCGAGUUCUCAACAACAAUCUAUAUAUGGAGAUAUGUUUAUAGACUCAAUGCGCGCGGUUCGCGAUCUGGAGCGCCUGGGCGAAGAUGCGAAGUAUAUAAUGGAGUAUGUUCAGCAAUGGCAGAAAGAUCAAAAAGAGAAAGUAGUUCAAGAAGCACGAGAAGCGAUUGCAGCCGCAAACGCCAAUCGGAUUACAAUGAAUAACCAGUCACCGAAAGGCUCAAGAACAGCUAGUCCGACUCAUGCACGACCAGGAUUGAAGAAGUCAAAGCAUAGAGCUGACAAUUUUUCAAAAGACAAAAGUAAGCAAAAGCAGGUGAAACAUGUCAGUGAUAAUCUGAAAGACAAUAGUGACUCGAAGAACAAGUCUUAUACGCGAGAGAUUUUUGACUUGUCAUCAAGCGAUGAAAUGGGUUCAGACUUGGAAGCUGCAAAGGAAUCCGAAACAGCAUCCAGAGUCAGAAACCUAGAAAAGGCAUCCCGCAAUACUGAGCUGGAAAACCUGAAGAAACUCACUUCGCAUGCUGUGCGCUCUCAGGCCAAGAAACACAGGACUGGAAAGUCAAGUGGGAAGAAAGGCAAAAAGAACAAACAGUGCAAAACUCCCGAGAUUAUUGACAGCCGAGAGCUGAGUGUGUCGGAACAAAUAACGAAGUACGAAGAAGAAAGGAGGAAAAAGAUACUAGAUUUGGAAAUUAAGCAGGACUCGGUUGAGAUCGAAAUAAGGUCGCUCUUGUCUGAUCUUGAUGAUUUGAAGCGUGAACUGCAAAUAGUGUUAGAAGAGACAGCCAAAGUAGACCAGGAGUUGAGCGAGGAGGAAGACGAACAAAAAUAUUGUCUGCAGACAGAGUUGGAACAGCAGCUUGAUAUGUGCAGAAUGAAACUGGAAGCCGAACGCGAUGCACUAUGGCAACUGAGACGUGAGCGCUCGAGAAUUGAACGUGAGAUCAUGCUGGAGGACGUUGAGUCCCCAUCAGAAAGGGACAACAUAGUGGCUGAGCAAGAGGGCGAGUUGGGCGACCGGGAGGUGGAGGAGGAGGCGGCCAUGGAAGAACAGUGGGAACAUCAGAGAAAGAGCAUCAUGACGUCAUACGGGUCCAGACAGAGCCAAAUGGAGUCUGCACUCGAAUCGGUGCGUACGGAGAAGAUGACGCCUCUGUUGCAGCAGAGAAGUGCAUUGGAGGAGAAGAUGAGUGAACUAGAGAGGGCUCUGAAGGACCUGGAUACGAAGCAAAGCGGCUUUUCGAGAGAGAUUGCUCGCUUGAACAAUUGGUACGAAGAGGAGCUGCAAAAACUCAGGGAACAACUUCAGUCUGCAGAGGACGAAUACAGCAUUCUGUCUGGUCGUCAGUCGAGGCUGAAGUCGGCUGUUGAAAUUGGAGCCGAGCAACAGCGUCGUGUAAAGAUGCAGGCAGUGAAAGGCGACAACUUCGUAGCCGCGAAGUCGGGUGAAAUUUCAGAGGCGUUCGUGUAUUCCUACUUCCCGAAUAUACCGAAUGAUGUGUGGAAUUUGCCAUUUAAUAGCAAAUGGGCUAAACUGGUCAGGUCAGCUUCUGAAAUUCCAGCAGUGAAGGAAAGCAGAAAGAAGUGAACUUCGUUUUCAUUCAAGUCUUUAAAACUCCAAUCACGCUGUCAUUUGGGUUGAAUUCUUUUUAUUUAAAACCAAAAGUAUUUCUUGUAUUUUAG